GCGCUUUGUUGGGAUUGUUUGCGGAGUUCAUUCAGAAGGUUUUAUAUAUCCGUUCGUUUUACGUUUGGAAAUCAGUUUGGUGCUUAAACGCGGGACGCGAAUUUCGUUUUCUGGAUAAACUGAAAUCGUGGUUACCGUCUUGGAUUCAUUUUAAUUGGAUUUGAAUUAAUUGCAAGCGAAUAAACGACACACACAAAAAAAAAAAACCAACCAACAAAAUUAACCAAAUUAACGACGAAAAUUAAGAAAAAAAACCCCCAUCAAAAAAACAAAUUCAACAAAAUCCAUAGAUAAGAAACCAAAAGUUUUUUGGUCGAAGAAUAUAAAGAAAAUCUACCCAGAAAACAAGUGCUAGUGAAUGCAAACAAUUUGCCAGUGCCAGUGCAAACACUUGGGAAAAGUCUUUUUGGAAAUUUGAGCCAAAGUUAAUCGAAGAGGAAAAUUUUACAGUGUCACCACAUUAACCCAAAAGGAUAUUAUUGUGAAAUUGCAAAAAAAAAACUUAUCAGUAAAAUGUCGGUUAAAUGGAAGCUUAAUGUGCUUCUAGCACUCACCUUUGCCUUUCUAGUGGAUAUACCAUUCUCGGAAGCUGUACGCAUCGGUGGACAAGCAUCACCAAGAUUAAAAGAUAAACAAACCGAUCAAACACCAGCCGGAUCAUUUUGGCAAUCUCAUGUAGCCACACCCUCCUCAUCCACACCCUUCGAUUCGCCAUUCUUUUCAGCCACUCAUGGCAUUGUCCAAACACAUCCCGCACUGAGCAACAAACAAUCACGCCCAGUUCCCCUGACAGGCAAUAGCUUGGGCAGCGGAAGUGGCCGGCCACCAGCCAUAGUCAGCGGCAGUGGUUUCCUCAAUUCGCGGGGCAAUUUCCCCUCAGGUGCCCAUUAUCCCACCGAUACGGGGCGCACAGUGGUCAAUCCCAAUCCCAAGUCACCCUUUAGACAUUUGGACUUUUCCACCAGUGCCACAGCGGAGUUAAGACGCAAUCCUGCACUCUCGGCUCCAGAUGAGUGUGCUCGCGCUUGUCGUGAAGGUGAACCACCAAGAAUUUGCUAUUAUCACUUCACACUGGAAUACUACACAGUUUUGGGAGCUGCCUGCCAAGUUUGCACACCCAAUGCCACCAACACCGUUUGGUCUCACUGUCAAUGCGUCUUAGCCGAUGGAGUGGAGCGUGGUAUUUUAACCGCCAAUCGUAUGAUACCAGGUCCCAGUAUACAAGUGUGUGAAAAUGAUAAAGUCGUCGUGGAUGUUGAAAAUCACAUGGAGGGCAUGGAAGUCACCAUUCAUUGGCAUGGUAUCUGGCAGAGAGGCUCCCAGUACUAUGAUGGCGUGCCAUUUGUUACACAAUGUCCCAUUCAGCAAGGCAACACAUUCCGUUAUCAAUGGACUGGCAAUGCUGGCACUCACUUCUGGCACGCCCACACUGGUCUUCAAAAACUCGAUGGUCUCUAUGGCAGCAUAGUGGUACGCCAGCCACCAUCGCGUGAUCCCAAUUCGCAUUUGUAUGAUUUCGAUUUGACUACACACAUUAUGCUGAUCAGCGAUUGGCUGCAUGAGGAUGCUGCAGAACGUUAUCCCGGCCGUCUGGCUGUAAACACUGGUCAAGAUCCCGAGUCUCUAUUGAUCAAUGGCAAAGGACAAUUCCGUGAUCCCAAUACCGGUUUCAUGACCAAUACUCCUUUGGAAAUAUUCACCAUUACACCGGGUCGUCGUUAUCGCUUCCGCAUGAUUAAUGCCUUUGCCUCUGUGUGUCCCGCUCAGGUGACAAUUGAAGGUCAUACUUUGACAGUUAUUGCCACAGAUGGUGAACCAGUGCAUCCGGUUGAUGUUAACACGAUCAUUUCAUUCUCUGGUGAACGUUACGAUUUCAUUAUUACCGCGGAUCAACCUGUUGGUGCCUACUGGAUUCAAUUGAGAGGUCUGGGAGAAUGUGGUAUCAAACGAGCUCAACAAUUGGCCAUAUUGCGUUAUGCUCGUGGUCCAUAUCAGCCAGCAUCGCCACCACCAACCUAUGAUGUUGGUGUGCCACAGGGUGUGGUUAUGAAUCCCUUGGAUGCCAUGUGCAAUGGUCAACGCAACGAUGCCAUCUGUGUUAGUCAGCUGAAGAGCGCUUUGGAAAUUGAUCGCGGCAUUUUGGCAGAGAAACCAGAUGUAAAGAUAUUCUUGCCCUUCCGUUUCUAUUUGUAUCGUCCCGAAGAAUUGUUCCAGCCCAACACCUACAAUCGUUUCCUGGUGGCUCCUACCGGUGAUCAUGUUAUUUCUUUGAUUGAUGAAAUCUCGUAUCUUUCCGCACCCGCCCCCUUAACAUCGCAAUAUAAUGAUAUCAAUCCCGAACAAUUCUGUAAUGGAGAUAACCGGCCAGCUGACUGUGGUCCAAACUGCAUGUGUACUCAUAAGAUUGAUAUACCAUUGAAUGCUGUGGUUGAAGUCGUCUUGGUCGAUGAAGUUCAACAACCCAAUUUGUCACAUCCCUUCCAUUUGCAUGGCUAUGGGUUCAGUGUUGUCGGUAUUGGCCGUUCGCCCGAUACAAACGUGAAAAAGAUCAACUUGAAGCAUGCCCUGGAUUUGGAUAGACGCGGCCUGUUGCACAGACAAUACAAUUUGCCACCCACCAAAGAUACCAUUGCGGUGCCCAACAAUGGUUAUGUGGUACUGAGAUUUAGAGCUGAUAAUCCUGGUUUCUGGUUGUUCCAUUGCCAUUUCUUGUUCCACAUUGUCAUUGGCAUGAAUUUGAUCUUGCAAGUAGGAACAAAUGCUGAUUUGCCACCAGUGCCACCAGGUUUCCCUACAUGUGGUGACCACACACCACCCAUACCAAUCAAUUAAGGUGUAAACAAACGUUACAUCAAAACAACGAAAACAAAAAAAAAUAUUUUUAGAGAAAAAUGUCGCCAAUCCCGCACACAACAAUCCAACUACAUACACGAGAGAAGUUUCCUAAAACAAUAGACAAGCGGCAUAAUAUUUUCUCUAGAUAUUUUCCUAUAAUAGCAAUAAUAACAAUAACAACAAUACAAAAAACAAACAAACGAAAAAGACAAAAACAAGAACACAUGUACAAAGUUUUAAAAGACACACACACAUAUACUAGAGACAGAAAGUACUAAAAAAAAUAAUCACAGACCAAGUGUAUAAAAUAACCAACAAGAAAAAGCUAAAUGCACUCUCAAAUAUAUAUCCCUUGUAUAUGUAUAUCAACCUUAACUGUAGAACAGCACUUGUAUGUUGUAUUGAAAUCAUAAACGAAGGCUUUAAAGCUGCCCUCUUUACGAGAAAGCUACAAAGCAAUGCCAAUUUCCCAUGAAGCUGUUACUAAAGCUUAUAACGCACUGUCUAUGUGUUUAAACUGUAGAGUCGCGAAGCAACUUUAAACCUUCUAUGCGCUUGUAAGGCUUUCAAAAGAGACCAGGAAACCCACAAAGCUUUUGGGGCUCAAAGCUUUUGGCCCUUAAGCUUUACCAGGAGAUUUCUUGCUUUUUGAACAGCAUUACAAAUUGAGAAUUUAUCAUGUGAAAAUUUUCAAUAACUCUUUAGCGCAAUAGUCAUAAAAUUAUGAAUAAUUUAACGAAUAUAUUUGCGUGUACACUUCUCUGUUGUAAAAUAGUUAAUUAUUCUCUCUUGUAUUUCUUAUAGCAAUCGUUCCUUUAUCCACCAACAACUUUUCAAUUUCAAAAUGACUCCCCUCCUUCAUAUUGUUACAUAUAAUUUAAACCCUUUUUGGCCUUUUUCGUUUCAAACUUGACAAUUUUCCUUAUGUUGUAGCUAAAUUUUUUAUUUUUUUAAAUUCCCAUUCAAUAGAACUUUUCACCUUGCCCAAUCUUUUAAAUCUGCCACUUGCUUAUUUUUUACAUGUUUAAAAUUUAAGUGAAUUGUACUUAUUAUAUGUUUGCUUAGUGUAUAUUAUUAUGUUUUUUUUUUUUUUUGUUUAAUAUUUUAUUCUAUUUUUUUUAUUUGUUUGUUUAUUUGUAAACAGAACUGCAAUAGUCUUAUUUUGUUUAUAUAUUUUUUUCCUAUUCAAUAUGGGUCCCACACAGGUCCUUCCAGUUAGCAGUUGUGGCCUAGUUGCAACACUCUUGUCGUCACACUUUUUGCUCUUUCUUGCUACCUACUCAACAUGCUUUCUUAUUUUUAUUUAUGCAAUUUCUUCUUCUUCUAAAUGUUAAUGUUAAUUAAUUAUUAUUUACUUAUUUUUUUUA
Molecule: messenger RNA, 4202 nt
Organism: Stomoxys calcitrans (stable fly)
Lineage: Eukaryota; Metazoa; Arthropoda; Insecta; Diptera; Muscidae
Gene: stw
Exons: 9
Coding region: 514-2832 (772 amino acids)
Biological process (GO): iron ion transport
Cellular component (GO): plasma membrane
Molecular function (GO): oxidoreductase activity; copper ion binding
Source: RefSeq, a predicted model, not a curated record